Pelagomonas calceolata is the source of this 770-nucleotide messenger RNA. The record is from the annotation of a GenBank genome assembly. NCBI's taxonomy places the organism in Eukaryota, Pelagophyceae, Pelagomonadales, Pelagomonadaceae.
GACCUAGCUCUGCCAAGAUCGAGGUAAAAUCGGAGGCUAGCGCCACUGUUAGGGCACCAGCGUUGCUUUGGAGUAACGGACGACGCAUAUAUUCAAGCCCUGUGCCAGCCUGCACGAAAAAGAGCUGCCGCCAGGACAGAUCAAAAGCACUCGGAGAGCAGCCUCUCGGACACGAUGCGCUGCCUCGCCCUGCUCGCGACGGCGUCGGCGUUCAUCACACCCACGACCCACGUAACCAAGUCUCUCUGCCGCGCGGCGCCGCUGGAGACGACGGACGACGACGGCUGGACCGUCACGCUGUCCGGCCUCAAGUACCAGGACCUCGUCGAGGGCACGGGCGCCACGGCGUCAAGCGGUAAAGUCGCCGUCGUCCAAUACGAAGGUAAAUUGGUGGAGUCGGGCCGCGUCUUCGACUCCACGAAAGGCAAAGGGUCGUUCAAAUUUGUGGUCGGCGAAGGUAGUGUAAUACCGGCGUGGGAUGAAGGUGUGAGUACGAUGAAGGCGGGCGGCAAGCGCACGCUCUACUGCCCGUCGCGGCUCGCCUACGGGCCGGCGGGCGCGGGCGCGAACGGCGAGAUUCCGGGAAACGCGGAUCUACUUUUUGAUGUGGAGCUCGAGAGCGUCGAAGAGGGCGCCGCGGCGGUGCAAAUGGCGAAAUUGGGCCUCGGCUUGAAUUUGAGGACGGGGAUCGCGUUCUUGCUGCUGCUGACGUUCAUCCUGCCGCCGUUGUUUCCGGACGUCGCGUGGCUGCACUGAGUAAGUAGUCCCGU